AGCUGGCCCUGUCCAUCACUGCAGCCACGUCUGAGAAUUCCUGAUUAUAGUUAGAUCCCAUACACGCCGCAGCAGAGACGGUCAUUAACUGAGGCACUUUGUAACAAACCAUGGUUUAAAAUGAAACUGGCAGGGAACUCAGUGCACUUUGCCUAAAGGAGCGUUGUAUGAUUCUGGAUUAACCAUGAAAGACUUAAUGAACAUUCCACUCGUACAUAUCUUCACCCUGGCGGCCUUCAGUUUAGCUGAAAAACUUCCAAAAGCUCCCCUUAUCAACACUCCUCUGGAAACUGUGGACGCAUUAGUAGAAGAGGUUGCUAAAUUCAUGUGUGUAGUGGACUCCUACCCCGAGCCAGAGAUUACCUGGACACGUAACAACAUUCCCAUCAGGCUGUUUGAUACACGAUACAGCAUACAAGAAAAUGGGCAGCUUCUGACCAUUCGCAGCGUAGAGGACAGCGAUGAUGGAGUAUACUGCUGCUCAGCUGACAAUGGAGUUGGAGUGCCUGCAAGAAGCUGUGGGGCUUUACAGGUGAAAAUGAAACCUAAAAUAACUCGUCUUCCAGUAAAUGUAAAAAUAAUAGAAGGAUUAAAGGCUGUUCUUCCUUGCACUACAAUGGGGAAUCCCAAACCUUCUGUCUCUUGGAUCAAGGGAGAAACUGUUCUAAAGGAAAAUGCUCGGAUUGCUGUUCUGGAAUCAGGGAGUCUAAGGAUCCAUAAUGUUCAAAGAGAAGAUGCAGGACAUUAUCGCUGUGUAGCAAAGAACAGCCUGGGUGCAGCUUACUCGAAACCGGUCACAAUGGAUGUGGAAGUUUUUGCCAGAAUCCUGAAGGCUCCUGAAUCCCACAAUGUCACCUUUGGGUCUGUGGUGACUCUGCGGUGCACGGCAACUGGCAUUCCCGUUCCCACUAUCACAUGGCUUGAAAAUGGAAAAGCUGUUUCUGCAGGAUCUAUAGUCGAAAGUGUGAAAGACAGAGUGAUCGACUCCCGACUGCAAGCGUACGUCACCAGGCCGGGCUUGUUCACAUGCAUUGCCACCAACAAACACAGCAAAACCUUUGGUACUGCAAAAGCUGCAGCGACUAUCACUGUGUCAGAAUGGAGCAAACUGUACAAGGGUGAUACAGGCUACUGCAGCACGUACAGAGGUGAGGUGUGUAGUGCUAUCUUGGUGAAGGAUGCUCUUGUUUUCUUCAACUCCUCCUAUGCUGACCCAGAGGAGACCCAAGAGCUGCUUGUUCACACUGCCUGGACUGAACUGAAAACGGUGAGUUCAUUCUGCCACCCGGCUGCUGAGUCUCUGCUGUGUAACUACAUCUUCCAGGAGUGCAAUCCCUCAGGAGUUGGACCGGCUCCAAAGCCCGUGUGCAGAGAGCAUUGCCUUGCGGUAAAGGAUCUCUACUGCUUUAAGGAAUGGCUCUCAAUGGAGGAGAACUCCCAGAAAGGGAUUUACAAACCAGGAUUAAUGCUGCUCGCUCUACCUGAAUGCAACAGACUUCCCAGCCUGCACCAGGACCCCAAGGCCUGCACCAGGAUUCCAUAUUUCGAUUUUGAGACAGAAAAUACAACCACAACUUGCUACAAAGGAAAUGGCAGGUUCUACCAGGGUUCUGUCAAUGUCACCACCUCGGGCAUUCCUUGCCAGAAGUGGAGUGAACAGGUACCCCAUUUGCACAGAAGGACCCCUCAGGUUUUCCCAGAGCUGUCAAACGCAGAGAACUCUUGCCGUAAUCCAGGAGGGGAAAACGAACGUCCCUGGUGUUACACAAAGGACCAUUCUGUAAACUGGGAAUACUGCAGUGUGCCUCUUUGUGGAGAGGUGUCCAUACCAGGAACAAAAAAACCAAGUGUAGAGACUCCCAAUCUCCCUUCUUCUUUCUCCCCUACCUACUCCAUGACUGUCAUCAUUUCCAUCAUCUCCAGCUUUGCAUUGAUAGUGAUUCUCAUUAUCAUUGCUCUUGUUUGCUGCCGAAGGCGAAAACAAUGGAAAAACAAAAAGAGGGAGUCACAAGCACCAGCGCUAACCACUCUUCCCUCAGAGCUCCUACUGGACAGACUUCAUCCUAACCCCAUGUAUCAGCGCAUACCCCUUCUCCUGAAUCCUAAAUUACUCACCCUGGAAUAUCCAAGAAACAAUAUUGAAUACGUGAGAGAUAUUGGAGAAGGAGCGUUUGGAAGGGUCUUUCAAGCAAGGGCUCCUGGAUUGCUUCCUUCUGAGCCAUUCACAAUGGUGGCAGUGAAAAUGCUAAAGGAAGAAGCUUCAGCAGACAUGCAGGCUGAUUUCCAGAGGGAGGCGGCUCUCAUGGCAGAAUUUGAUCACCCAAAUAUCGUCAAACUGUUAGGGGUGUGUGCUGUUGGGAAACCCAUGUGUCUGCUGUUUGAAUACAUGGCUUACGGGGAUCUCAAUGAGUACCUGCGCACUCGCUCACCGCACAACCUCUGCAGCCUGAGCCACAGUAACCUUGACGCCAGGAUCAGGCUCUCCAAUCCCAACCCCCUCGCUCUGUGCUGCACCAAUCAGCUCGGCAUUGCCAAGCAGGUGGCUGCGGGCAUGGCGUACCUCUCAGAGCGCAAGUUUGUGCAUCGGGAUUUGGCGACCAGGAAUUGUUUGGUGGGCGAGAACAGGGUGGUAAAAAUCGCUGACUUUGGCCUCUCCAGGAAUAUCUAUUCAGCAGAUUAUUACAAAGCCAAUGAAAACGAUGCCAUUCCCAUACGCUGGAUGCCCCCCGAAUCCAUAUUCUACAACCGCUACACCACCGAGUCUGACGUGUGGGCCUACGGCGUGGUCCUGUGGGAGAUUUUCUCCUAUGGCAUGCAACCCUAUUACGGGAUGGCUCACGAGGAGGUGAUUUACUACGUGAGAGAUGGCAACGUCCUCUCUUGCCCUGACGACUGCCCUUUGGAGCUCUACAACCUGAUGCGCCUUUGCUGGAGCAAGCUGCCUUCUGACAGGCCCAGUUUCGCCAGCAUCCAUCGCAUCCUGGAGCGUAUAUACGAGAGAGCAGUGGCUGCUAUCCAUGUCUGAGGUGCGUACUGCAGCAUGACAUUUCAUCCUCAUCCCAUGCCGCUGGCCCACUCCUCAGUCACAACUUCCCAGCUGAACCCAAGGGGAGUUUUCUGAGUGAGGGCUGCAGGCUCGAGACCAGUAUGUUUAAUCUGCUAAGCCGAAAAGGUAAAGGGGAGAGACUGUACAUGCCAGAUGGGACUUUGGGAGUGGUGGCCACAUUAGAGGAGGCCAGUUUUGCUGAGAACAGAAGCAUCUUGUUCAUCAAUCAAGGCGCAAGUUCUCAUUUUGUCUUUAUAAACAGGAUUUAGCUUCUGAACUAGUGAACUAAUUUGCAGUAGAGUCAAGGCCUAGACUCCCUUGAAAACCAGUGAGUCCAGUCCUUAUUGCUGCAAAUUAGUUCAAUAGUUACCGUUUAUGAUUUCUAAGGAACAAACAAAACACUCCCCUCAAAGCAAAACUUUCUGUUGACUUUAAUUUCCCUGCCUUCCCAUUCUCUCGUGUUUAGCUUUUCCCUCUUUUCCUCUUCCCUUUCUGCUUUCAAAUCUCAUUUUUUAAAAUCUCCCUUUUUUGGUUUCCUUUAAAUAUUUUUGUACAUAUUCACCCCCUUUAAAAAAAAUCAUAUUCUUUAUCCCAUUUGUUUUUCUCUCUUUAAUUUCCUUCUUCUCUCUCUCACACUCUAAGAUUUGCCGCACAAGAUCAGACCAUUAGCCUGUCACAUCCUGCACCGAGCAAUGGCCAAUGCAUGAUGCUACACAGGAAGGUAAACUCCCAUAAUGGGCACUGACCGCUGCCACUGAAGUCAAUGAGAGUUUGCCUGAGUAAAGCUGAACAUAAAAAGUGAGGGCCAGAUUGGGCCUGCUGCUCCAUGGAUGUGUGAGGCAGGGUGAGGAAGGGUAUAAAUCUCUGUGCCUGCACAGCACAACACCACUGCAGUUCCUGGAGCACAGGGACUGCUCCCCCGCCCCCGUACCUCUUAGAUAAGAAACCCCUCAAGACGAGGUAGGGUCCCUCCCCUACCACUAUGCACUGGCUGUGGGAGCAGGCCAGACACAGAGAGUAGGCUGCCUCCCCUGAAGGGAUCCAGCAGUGGGAGCACUCCUCCUGCAUGUGGGUUGCUUUGGGAAGAGUGCUGCAUCUCCAAGGUGGAAUUCCUCUUUGUGUUCCAGGUAAGGCAAAAUGGGUCUACGUAGCCUCCAACAAAGGGCUCAUAAAGGACUCAUAGGCUCAAGUGAGCCCUCAGUAAGGACUUUAGUAUUUGGCCCUUCAAAAUUUUGCCUCACAUAAAAUUUAUCCAAUGAUGAACACUUGAACUGAGGAACAAAAUGAACCCUUUAGCAGACUGAGCUAUCUCAGCAAAGGAAAGCGUUUAAAAAUGAACUUCCAAGUUGUUUCAUCGUAUUGUCUGCCAAGGGCAAUUUGAAUGAUAGCUCAAACAGAACAAUAGUUAAACUCGGGAGUGGAGGAUGGAAAUUUUCUUUUCACUCUUUGUCCCAGUGGGCCCUGUUAAGCCCUUAUGAAAUACUCUUCAGUUUUGUUAUGUGCACAAGUAAUGCUGAAAUAUUAUUCUGAUGAUGUUACAAUCUUUGUCAAUGCAUACUGGAUGGUUGUAGAAUUAGUGUUAACCUUGGAGUUAUAAACUCAUCCUGAGUCACACUUUUAUACACUUCAAUAGGAGCUCAUGAGUUCUACAUGCAGAAAAAGUGCAGGAUUAGGUUCUAAACCUGUUCCCAGUAAGAUAUUUCCUAAUUUUACAUUCAGAUUAAAAACUGUACUUAUACACUAGAGGUGCUCACCUUACGUUUUUAAAUGCCUUGGAUCAAAAAUGAUGGUGUUCAAAUCUAAUCUCCAAGAAUGGGCGGGGGGUGGGGGUGGGAGGAUUUUCACAAGCACUCAGUUUUUUGCCUGAUUCUGCUCCUGUUGAUGUCAAUGGUGCAAUUCUCAUUGAUCACAAUGACAGCAGUUAGGCAAAUGCUGAGCGCUUGUGGAAAAAACGUAACACCCCAGAUUCAUAGGCCUUGUGCAUAGAGGUGAAUUUCACCCUUAGUGGAAGCAGCUAUAGAGCAAGGGUGUCAUCCUGUGGAGAGGGAUACAUUCAAUUUUAAAUUAUGGUUCAAGGGCUGGGGUGUAAGUUUAGGCCUAAAUACUCUCCUCAAACCGCAGCACAACUCCCACCAACUUCUUAGAUUGCACCAAGAUCAAGGGUAAUAUGUGGCAAUGUAGUAACUAAACUCUUAUCAUUCAUUACUGGUUCAGAGUCUUCUCGUCACAUCCAGCAUCACUCUGUAAGAAAAUCCCCUCUCCUUUAGCAAUGCCACUGUUUCCUCAUCCCCGUCUGUUUUCCCUCCCUCUUCUCAGUCUAUAAUUCGUCUCUAUUUUUCCUUCUCUGCUGCAGAUCCCAGUUCCCAUAUGUUGGCCUCACUCCCAACCCUUUUGAUGUUCCUUGUGCUAAAAUUAUCAGCAAGGAAAUAGUUAGUGCUGAUAUGCAGAGUGUCACUAGGAGACAGCAGAUGAAUUGGGGUGCCAGGGAGUUCACACCUUUGGCAGCUAUUGUUUCAGGCUGUCUGCACACUCAGGAAGACAACACUGCAUCAGUUAUUUGCGGUUCAGAUCUGGCCUGCAGACAUCUCUGACCUAAGCUAUGGCUACACUAGAGAGUUUACAGCAGUGGAGCUGCACCGAUGCAGCUGCACCACUGUAAGCUCUUUAAUGUAGCCGCCCUAAGCCAGCGGGAGAACCCUCUCCCGUCAGCUUAACAACUCCAGCCCCGCAAGUGGCAGUAGCUGUGUUGUCAGGAGAAGCUCUCCCACAGACAUAAGCGUGGGUGUGGGCAGCAUUUAGUCGGUGUAACUUACGUCGCUCAUGGGGGUGACUUUCACACCCCUGAGCGACAUACGUUAUAGCACAGUAAGUGCUAGCAUAGACAUAGCCCUAGAGUUUCUUCUCUGGUAAAAAGUAUGAGUACAACCCCUGCAGGUGGUGUUUUUCCUGAGGAAAAUUUAAUAUUUUCAGAACCAGUUUUUAUCUCUUGGUUCCCAGAGAAGAUAGAGAGGAAAAUUAUCCAGUUUAGAAUCCAGGAUCCCAUAGUUGUAUCUAAUAUGUAAUCAGGAAGUGACAUAUUGUUCAUCCCAGCAAAAUGGAAGCUCUAGAGUAGUAAUUAAUGGGCCAUCGUGACUUCUGUGUUUUGUCAAGCUGUUUGCUUUCAUCUAGGAGUCACCACAGAAGUCAGGCCAUUAAGGGGUCUCAAAAGUGGGAUUUAUUAGUUGGAAAAUAACCAGCAAUAAAGCCAGCAAUAAGGAAAGCAAUGCAGAAAAGCAAUGCAGUGCUCUAGGUUUUUAUAAACUGCAGUUUCAGCUCUGCUUCAUGACGUAGUCACAUGUUUUCUUACAUAACCAUCAUUCAAAACAUUUUGGUUACAGCCACAAGAGCAUGGCUUAGUGUUUAUAAACCACGGCUGCUUAUUUCACCCAACCUAGGAGCUCGCCAUUACCAGAAACAGUGCAAAGAAAUAAGCUGCUUCCUCUGGCCAUAGUAGGGAGCUGCAGUCCCUGCUAUGGGAUGUUGUGAUAAGAGUGCGAGGGCACAUGUAAAUUGUACACAGUUACCCACACUGCAGUGUGUAUGGCCCAGAAGUCUCACAGCCACCCUGUUGACCGAGAACUGCUUACAUAGGUCAGGACACUGAUAUAAUAUCAAGAACCGCUGCUCCAGUAGAAGAAUGAUCUCCGCUACUUACAUGGUCUUCAUUACUGUAGUAUUUGAGGCUAGAGAAGUGCUAUAAUCCUAUUUUAGAGUAGAGUAACUGAGGCACAGACUCCACAAAGAGACUAAGUGACUUGCUCCAAGUUACACAGGAUGUCUGCUGCAGAGCAGGGACUAGUGCCGAGGUCUGCCGAGACCCAGGCUGGUACCCCGCCCGCUGGACCAUCCUUCCUGCUCUAAAAAGGAAGGACAGUCUUGUGGUGAAGGCACUGGACAGGGACUCAGGUAAUCUAAUUUCAGUCCCUGGCUCUGUCAUACUCUUCCUGCGUGACAGUCAGUAUCCUCUCUUCUAAGUAAAUACCUCUGUGAAACAAGCACCUCUAUCUCUCCCAGGUACCACUCCUCCCUAAAGGUCUCAAGAGCGGAUUUAGAUUUACAGAGCGGCUGUACUCUAAACAAAUAAAUACAUUUAAAAUUUGAGAGAUUGAACCUGCAUUUUCUCUUUCUAUGAUUCCAGUGCUGGCUUCAGCUGAUCACCCCUCCUCCUUUCCCCUCACCUGGCAUAGGAAGUCCUGAAACCCUGACUGCCGUUUCCAUGUGGCUUUCAUGAUAUUUCCAGCCCGCCCAGUUAAAAGCUCAUAAUCUCACAUGCUAUAAUCUUUCCUCACUCCGCAACUGAAAAAGCGGAUUCUCAUUGGAAUACUACCCCUUCUUGUUGCACUUUCCUAACCAAGUCCUUCGCUCAGUGACACCGUUUCAGCCCCAUUAAGGUCAAUAGGGAUGUACCGGUGCAAACAAGAGGAGAAUUUGGUUGUCCUUGUCCAGCAUUCCAGCCUUUGCAAUAUAAGAGUGAACCUGAAAUCUAUGGUAGUUAGCAAUUGUUCUUUUAAAUGCAACAAAGAAUAUUUCCACCCUUUUGCUAGGAAAAGAUUUUUUUUCCCCCUCCCAUGCAAAAACUUCCCAUGAUAUGGGUAGAACUCACCCUUGUGUUGAGGACCACCAGCACCUAGGUUAUUUAAAUGAUUCCCUAUUUUGGGGAUGUAAGUGGUGCCCAGACCUAGUGCUGGUGCUGUGCAUGUGAGUGAAUUUUAUCCUGAGGAUUCCUGCCUGUUGUAUAUUUUUCAGCUUGCUGUACAGAAAUUGCAUUAUUUCAGUUUUUUUCCUUUGUUUGAGAUUUCAGCUUUGUUACCGUAUGUUUGCUACUAAGAGGAAUAUACAGUUUUCUGUUAACAAUUUACUUAUUAAACUCAAAUUGUUUUUAAUGUGGGUUGAAGGGGGAGUGGUCUCUUGUUUAAAACAAAUUGAAAGCAAUUUUUUUUGUUUUGCUGUUUCUUGUUUGGAUUUAAGUGUUCACGAAGAGGAUAGUACAAUUUCAAGUAGAUUUGAUUUCACAUCAUGUUUGACAAAAACAUUCAUAGCAUAUAUGAAGCUUUACCACGGAGGACAUAUAGUGUGAAGUGACAAACCAGAAAAUCCAAGAGAUACAGAAAUCCACCUAUUCAUAUUUUUAUAGAUUUUAAACAAAAAUUAAAUACAUUUUGCAUGCUCGGUUUCAUACUUUUUAAUGGUCUUUUGUCAGCAACAUGAUGCAAUCUUGGCCAAGAAGAAGUGCCUCAGACGUAUCAUGGACUAAACCUGAUAGAAAGAAUCUGAUUUAGAUUAACCAAACAGGCUAUAGACACAUGUUCUGGUUUUAUAAUCUCCUGUAAUUAUCUGUAUAUUUCACAGCAAAUUUUGCACACUGGUACAGCCUGUGUAAUUCUGGUGUGUAGUGUUUUAUAAAAUAAAGGUAUAUCAUGG
Molecule: messenger RNA, 8506 nt
Organism: Chrysemys picta bellii (western painted turtle)
Lineage: Eukaryota; Metazoa; Chordata; Testudines; Emydidae
Gene: MUSK
Product: muscle associated receptor tyrosine kinase
Biological process (GO): multicellular organism development; positive regulation of phosphatidylinositol 3-kinase/protein kinase B signal transduction; cell surface receptor protein tyrosine kinase signaling pathway
Cellular component (GO): signaling receptor complex; plasma membrane
Molecular function (GO): transmembrane receptor protein tyrosine kinase activity; Wnt-protein binding; ATP binding
Source: RefSeq, a predicted model, not a curated record